This is a messenger RNA of Halteromyces radiatus, 2385 nucleotides long. RefSeq lists its product as uncharacterized. The record is from RefSeq and is a predicted model, not a curated record. Gene Ontology annotation, cellular component: endoplasmic reticulum membrane. NCBI's taxonomy places the organism in Eukaryota, Fungi, Mucoromycota, Mucoromycetes, Mucorales, Cunninghamellaceae. Gene Ontology annotation, molecular function: glycerol-3-phosphate O-acyltransferase activity; glycerone-phosphate O-acyltransferase activity. The transcript has 10 exons. Bases 44 to 2251 code for a protein of 735 amino acids. Gene Ontology annotation, biological process: phospholipid biosynthetic process.
CUCUCUUCUUCUUUUUUUUUUUUCUUUGACUUUUUUUUUAUAUAUGAUCAUUGAUACUAAAAAAUUAACCUAUAAUAUAGCAUUAUGGGUAUUAAAUAUACUAGCUGAUUUAUUCUUUAGAGAAAUAAGAGCAAGAGGAUCUUAUAGAAUACCUGUUGAUGGACCUGUUAUCUUUGUGGUAGGACCCCAUGCAAAUCAAUUUGUUGAUCCUAUCAUGGUAAUGAGGGAAUGUAAACGACAAGUUUCAUUUCUUAUUGCUGAAAAAUCUAUGCAUCAAAAAGGAAUUGGUUUUUUUGCUAGAAUGUUAAAUGCUAUUCCUGUAAUUCGACCUCAAGAUUUGGCUGUCAAAGGUAUUGGUACCAUUCAAUUAUUAGAUCGAAAACUAGAACCAUUACGUAUCAUUGGUGAAGGUACUCAAUUCCUUAAACAACUACAACCUCAUUCUCAGAUCGUUUUACCCAACAAAGCUGGUCAAGCCGAAGUAGUCCAAAUCUUAUCCGAUACUGAACUUAUCAUCAAAAAAGAAUUCAAAGAUCUAAAGGCAUUAGCUUUAUUAUCAGAAGGUACUCCAUUCAAAUGUAUUCCUCAUGUUGAUCAAGAUGCUGUCUACCGUUGUGUUCACGAUCAACUGAACAAAAAUCAAUGUAUUACUAUAUUCCCUGAAGGUGGUAGUCAUGAUCGUGCUGAAUUACUUCCAUUAAAAGCUGGUGUAACAAUGAUGGCAUUAGGUGCAAUGGCUAAAUAUCCUGGACUUGAUGUCAAGAUAGUACCAUGUGGUCUCAACUAUUUCCAUGCUCAUCGAUUUAGGUCUCGUGCAGUGAUAGAAUUUGGUACUCCUAUUUCGAUUCAAAGUGAUUUGGUGGAAAAGUAUGCCUUGGGUGGAACUGAAAAACGGGAAGCUUGUGGAAAAUUAUUGGAUAUCAUUUCUGAUGCUUUGAAAAGUGUUACUGUUAAUGCUGGAAAUUAUGAAACUCUGAUGAUGAUUCAAGCUGCUCGUCGUCUUUAUAAACCUGCUCAUCGAAAACUUCAUAUCUCUCAAGUAGUGGAUCUCAAUCGUCGCUUUUUAAUUGGAUACAAACUCUUCAAACAUGAACCUCAAGUAGAAGAAUUACAUCAACGUGUAUUGGCUUACAAUCAAUUACUCAAAUAUCAUGGUAUUCGUGAUCAUCAGGUCUCCAAAACUGAUCUAGGUGGCAAGCAUACUCUUGUCUUAUUAAUAAAACGAUGUAUGAUUCUUACCUUAUUGACUCUAUGUGGUUUUCCUGGAGCUGUUUUAAAUCUUCCUGUCAUUAUUGUUGCCAAAAUCAUCAGUCAAAAGAAAGCAGAUGCUGCUCUGAGAGGUUCUAGUGUCAAAAUAGCAGGUCGAGAUGUGUUGGCCACAUGGAAGUUAUUGGUUGGUUUAGUAUUGAUUCCCACCUUGUACACGUUUUAUGGUUUUCUUGUGUUUUUAAGUCUAUUACAAACAGAUCUUGAAACAAAAUGGAAAAUCUUGAUCCCAUUGGCAUCUACUGUCUUUAUUUCUAUUAUAUCUUAUGCAAGUAUUCAAUUUGGUGAAAUUGGUUUAGAUAUCGCAAGAUCUUUACAACCUUUAGUAGUGACAUUAAUGGAUCCUGAAAGUGUACAAGUUCUUCGAGAAAACAGAAGCAAACUCUCUCGUGAUAUUACCAAUGUUAUUAACGAAUAUGGACCUCAAGCAUUCCAUGAUUUUGAUGCGGAUUAUAUUAGUCGUACAAUGCCCAGUAAUCACUCUCAUUCAUCAGCAUCAAGUCCAAGUCCAACACCCAGCAAAAGUACUAGUAACUUCAACUUAUCAGUCAUGCGAAAUAAGUUACCUCGUCUGCGAAGUGGAUUUUUUCAACAUGCUACCAAAAUGGAAUGGUUGGAUGACAAGAAUAUCUUUACGUGGGGAGGCAGCAACAAAACAAGCAAGAAUAAUAGUCAAGAUUCUUUGGAAGCAACUGGUGAAGAUGGAUACUUUUGGGGUAGAUUGAUGAGUCGUAGUGGGUCUGAAAGUAGCACACCCUUCCGUAGCCGAUCAAAUAGCUUUACCAUGGUUUCUGAUCCUUCCGGUUUAUCUAUGACAACUUUGAAUACAACCACAACAACAACAUCUACUACGACAGCUGUAGAAUCUCCAGAACAUUUGUUUAAUCGACCUACUUUCAAGAUUCAAGACAUGGACGCUAUUAUCAAUGAAGAUGAAGGUUAUGCUGAUGAUCAAGGUUUGGAAAUCAAGAAAAAGACAACGUAGUUUUUAGUUGUUGUUGUUUUUUUUCAUAUGCACACAUAUUCCAUUUAUAUCUUCGAGUUAAAUUCCCCUUCUUUGUCAUAUUAUAUUGUUCAAAGAAAAAAAAAAAAAAAAAAGAAAGACAAAAUACCCCCCAC